Mesorhabditis spiculigera is the source of this 321-nucleotide messenger RNA. NCBI's taxonomy places the organism in Eukaryota, Metazoa, Nematoda, Chromadorea, Rhabditida, Rhabditidae. The record is from the annotation of a GenBank genome assembly.
AUGAGAGCGCCAGAGGUGAUGGAAAUCGACCCGGCGACACCGGGUGAGGUCCAAGAUGCAGCCACCCAGACCCCCGAGCUGCUGGAGUUUCCGCAACCAAUUCAACGAGCUGCUUCCUCCUCAUCUACGAGCACCUUGAUGAGGGAAAGUACGGAACAGGAACCAGGAGCCAUUCCUGCUAUCAACGUGUCGGAAGCAGCAGCCCGGAUGCAGCCCGUGACGAUCGCGUCUGUGAACCGAUACCACGGACCCGGCUCCGACGAUGCGCAAGACUCUGCCUAUAGCGAGACACGUGCCGACUGGAUGGACUUCGGUGCGGAC